AAGAGCAAAUGCUAUCCUUAAAUCAGCUAUCUUGAACUCUCCCUUCUCCCUCCCCUACAGGCAAAAUUCUCCUCUCCCCGUUCCCACAAUCACCAGAGUCCGCCAUCAAACACAUACGAUUCAACUCUCUCUCCUCUGUGUUCAGCCUGCAACAAUGGCUACCCAUUCAGCUCUCGCCUCUUCAAGGUUUCCCUCAACCCCCAGCCUUCGCUCCAAGAGGCUCGAUGUUGCAGAGUUCAGUGGGCUUCGAUCCAGCUCAUACAUGGUGUUCCCCAGCCCAGCAAGAGAUCAGCUCUCCUUCUCAGAGCUUGUUGCAGCACAGCUGGCCACCAAGGUUAAUGGAAGGGGAGCAGUGAGAGGAGAGACAGUGGCGAAGCUUAAGGUGGCCAUUAAUGGCUUCGGAAGGAUUGGAAGAAACUUCCUCAGAUGCUGGCAUGGAAGAAAGAACUCUCCGCUUGAUGUCGUCGUUGUAAACGAUAGCGGCGGAGUUAAAAAUGUAUGUAAAUUAUGUCUUUUAUUUGGAGGAAAGU
Messenger RNA from Phalaenopsis equestris, 530 nucleotides. Its product is annotated as glyceraldehyde-3-phosphate dehydrogenase B, chloroplastic-like. The transcript is spliced from 3 exons. The record is from RefSeq and is a predicted model, not a curated record. The annotation marks the transcript as partial. Gene Ontology annotation, biological process: glucose metabolic process. NCBI's taxonomy places the organism in Eukaryota, Viridiplantae, Streptophyta, Magnoliopsida, Asparagales, Orchidaceae. Gene Ontology annotation, molecular function: NAD binding; glyceraldehyde-3-phosphate dehydrogenase (NAD+) (phosphorylating) activity. Gene Ontology annotation, cellular component: chloroplast.